AAAGAAGAAAAGGAAAGAGUGUAAAUAACAAUUCCACUUCAAAGUUCACUGUAGGUGUCAACCAGACACUAGGUCAUCGUCUCCUCGUAUCCACAUAUCCAUUGUCCAAUCAUGUGUUUCUGACGUCAUUAAUGUCGGAUGGCGCGUUUUCUCAGCCUCCAAACAACAACCGACCUACCCCUAUGUAUAUUUGUCUAUGUAUGCAUGCAAGUCAACAGUUUCUUCAUUUCUGAUGACUCUGAUCUGAAUAACCUGCAGUACCCAUGUCAGAAUCGGGUGAUAGAGUGAGCCCACCUUGAAGAAUGAAGAAGCUUCGUCCAAGAAUACCCUGUUCUGUUGAGCUUGAAGAUGAAAGAAAUGGUCCAGGAAAUGAUUCAAGACAUGAUAUUUCUAUUUGAAAAGGAAAAAGAAAUCGAAAUUAGGCAGCAGGGAUUCUUGGGGGCGAAGUCACUUUCCCAAAUCCACAUUGAUUUUGGUUCUUGAAGUACGGCUGAUGCAGAGGAAGAUAAGUUCUUGAUUUAGGUAGCGCUUGUGUUAAGGUAGCUGAAAAUUUGUUGGAAGAGAUGGAAUCUAAGCAAAUCACGUCUAGUGUUAUUGCAAGAUUGAUGGGUCUCGAUGAAUUGCCACCUCGGCAGCCCAUCCAUAAACAGCAAAGAGUGCUAUCUGAGAACUAUCUGAGGAAAACUGCAUCUAUAGGUGUCAGGGAGAAGCGUUCUUCUUAUGAAGGCUGUUCAUUCAGGAUGACCGCUGAAAAGCAUCAAGAAUUUAAGGAUAUUUUUGAAGUGCCAUCAAUACCAAGGAUGGAUAAGCAUCAUCAUCCAUCGCCUCCAAAGGGGAAAGGAUGCUCAAAUUUGACUGGAGGGAAUGUGGCAUUGCAGUUCACGGAGCCAAAAUGUCUAUUGAUGAACGAGACGCUUCAGCGCUCUAAGGAAUUUGAUGAUACACCGGUAGUGCUAGAUUCUAGCAAUGAUCUUUUACUGGGAAAUCUUCAGGAACAAGGUUCCUUUUUCAUUAAGCAUCUUCAUAAUGUGCAAGGUGUUUCUCCCUAUCUCCAGUCUGGUAAUGUUAGAGGCUUAAAGGCAUCAAAUGCUUCUAGCCAUAGAAAAAAUGAAAUAUAUGGGAGAUUGGAGAGGAGAACUGAACAAAGAGAUGCUUUAAAAUCAUUUCAGAAACCUGGGAAUGAUCUUGUUCCACGCUCCCACGAGGAACUUGGUGCUAAUUAUUCUCAUAAUUUGUCAAAGUCUCGAUUGCAGUCAGAGGAUGACAGAUGCAUCUCCCAUACAAGGAUUGUUGUUCUGAGACCAAAUCUUGGGAAGACACCAGAUACAAGAUCUCUUGUUUCAACUACUAGUCAUAAAGGUUCUCAGUCAAGUUAUAGGAGGCAUAAAAAUAUACCUCAUUCUAAAAACGAGGAAAUGCAUGUUGAAGCAAGAGAAAGGAAAGCAUUGGGGAGUGGCAUGGAACCUUUUGGGCAUGGAUCUAGAGUUUCUGGGGAAACUGCAAAUGUAAUUGGCAAGACAAUGAAGCAUAUUGCAAGCAGCAGUUUUACCAAUGUAUCGAGAUCAGGAUUCGGAGGUGAUGACACCUCUUUGAAUGAAUUUGAAGUUAUGAAGCCCUCUUCCCCAGAUUUUAUUAAUUGGAAGAACCGACACCAAAAAUCAUUUUCUUACUGGAAUGGGUUUUCUGUGGCCGGAGAAACCAAGAAGCAACUCUCAGAAAGAUGGAAGAUGACCAAAAGUUGCCAAGAAAUUGGGCUGGUUGGUAGAGGCAGUACCCUGGGUGAAAUGCUUGCCAUGCCUGAUCAUGAAACAAGGCCAAGAAAUUUGGAUUGCAAGCAUGGUAAGAAUAGCCAAAGCAAUCAAUUUGGUGCAAAUGAUGGAGAUGUGAACUUGUGUACUCCUUUGGGCAUUAGCAGUAAGGAUGGUUGGAAGGAUGGAUGUGUCAAAAGUUCUCCAAAAUCCGGAUCUCUUCCUGCUUCUGCUUCCAUUGGCAGUCAUAAACCCAUGACUGGAAAUGAAGUUCUUCAUUGUGAUUGGUAUAUGACACCAGAAGAGGCUGUUGAUGGGGAACCACAAAAAUCAGGGAAGCAGAAUUCUGACUUAAAUGACCGUUCAGGACCCAGAAACUCAAGAUUAAGCUCUCAGAAAUCUGUGUCCAUUCCUUUCUUGGAUUCAGAAAAUAAUCAUACUGCACAAGAAGCUUGUGUGAUCUUGAGUGAGCUGAAGCACAAAAUUGAGGAGAGUAAUCUGUCUGAACAAAGUUAUGGGGUUCCUAAGUUUAUGAGUAGCAGUUGCUCUUGCUCUGAUUCAGAAAGUAAUCACACAGUACAAAAAACUCAGGUGCUUCAGCCUGAGUUGAAUGAUUCAUUUGGACAGAAUUUGCAGGUUCCUGAGUCAUCAAUUGUUAAUGUUGCCUCCAUAAGUGCAGUUGCUGACAUUGUGGCUUAUUCUGAAACAGAGGAUAUUGGUUUGUCGUUUGGAAUCACCAAUGAGCAGCAGUCUAAACCAAUGGCCAGCAUCUUGUUGGUGAAAGAUGGAGAUUCUGCUAGCUGUAACUCAGUUGCUUCAAUUCUGGAGGAAGGAUCAAUUGGAUCCCCUGGUGGAAGUUCAGUUUCCUCACACUGCACUGGAACAAACCCAGAAUCUUCUGUGAGCUUGGAGGAGGCUUAUCAGCCAAGUCCAGUUUCUGUUUUGGAACUACCAUUCAAAGGAGAGAUUUCAUCUGGCUCUGAAGGCUUUGAGAGUGUCAGUGCUGACAACUGUGGUUUACAGAUGCAGCUUCAGCUUCUCAAAUCAGAGUCCCCAGAGGCAUACUCAGAAGGGCCUGGAAUGGUCAUCUCAAGUGAUGAGGACACUGAGGAAGAAUCUAUUGGUCUUUAUGAUGAAAAAAGAGAACCAAGGGGAUUAUCCAAAGCCAGAGAGAGUAGGGAUUUCUCCUACCUAGUUGAUGUUUUAGUCGAGGCAGGUUUUUGUGGAAGCGACUUGGAAAUGGACCUUGAAACAUGGCAUUCUCCAGAAUGUCCAAUGAGCCGUUUGGUGUUCGAGAAGUUAGAGAAGAAGUAUGGUGAGCAGACAUCUUGGAAGAGGUCAGAAAGGAUGCUCCUAUUUGACCGUAUAAAUUCAGGGUUGAUGGAAAUUCUCUGGCCAUGCACAGAGAUUCACAUGUGGAUGGGAUCUGUGACAAAAAGAUUGAGCUUCAAGCUGAGCCAGGAAAUGAUUGAGGAGGAGCUAUGGAAAAUCCUUGCCAGUCAAGAGAAGGAAAUGAACAAGAAUUUAUCUGGGAAGGCAUUGGGAAGGGAAACACGGUGGUUAGAGUUAGGAGACAAUAUUACUAUAAUUGGUAGAGAAAUAGAGAGCUUGUUGCUUGACGAGCUAGCGGCCGAGUUCGUGAGUAUGGAGAAUUUUUGAACCAUAUAUUUUCUAUUCUUUGAUAGGAAAACAAGAAGUGAUUCUUUUUGGAGAAUAUAUUUAUGUACAUAUAUAGCAGAAUAUUUUAUCGAGUGAAGUUUGAGGCAGUUUUGAAGUUUUGAUGUUUGAAGAGGAUAUAUAAAAUUCAGUGUGGUUAUACCAGGAUGGCUUGGAAUCAAUAGACAUCCAUACGAAAAUAUACAGAUUCAGUGGUUUUUUUUGUGCUGAGUGUGGGAAGAUGCUCUUUAGUUCUAGUUGUAUACUGUAUAGACAAUACAUUUAUACCUAUGAUUGAUUCAAUAGUAUGUGCUUGUUGUUUGAUCA
This is a messenger RNA of Vitis vinifera (wine grape), 3731 nucleotides long. RefSeq lists its product as uncharacterized. The coding region runs from base 564 to 3407 and encodes 947 amino acids. NCBI's taxonomy places the organism in Eukaryota, Viridiplantae, Streptophyta, Magnoliopsida, Vitales, Vitaceae. The record is from RefSeq and is a predicted model, not a curated record. The transcript has 7 exons.